Messenger RNA from Spirodela intermedia, 38177 nucleotides. NCBI's taxonomy places the organism in Eukaryota, Viridiplantae, Streptophyta, Magnoliopsida, Alismatales, Araceae. The record is from the annotation of a GenBank genome assembly.
AUGACGCUCCGGUGGUGGGCCUCGCGGGAUUCCGCGGCGUUUAAGUGUCUGGUGGGGCUGGCGAUCUUAUACGGGGUCAUGUCCUACGUCGCGUACAACGUCGUGUAUGUCCGUCACGUACGUCCUCUCGGCGUCGACGCGCCUCCCGAUCGCUUCUCCGAGGCUAGGGCCAUUGAGCACGUCCGGUACCUCACCGUGGACAUUGACGGGCGACAGGUGCGUGCUCCGGGUACCUUGAUCCAUCCUUUUAUGGUUGUUUGUCACUGCGGUGGGAAGUGUGAUGAUUUUGUGUUGUUAUUUCGGCCAGGAAGGGAGGCCGGGACUGGAUGAGGCGGCGAGGUACAUCAAGAACCAGCUAGAGAUGAUGAAAGAGCGGGCGGGACCUGGUUACAGGUAUGUGGGGUUGGUCUUAUAUGGCCGACGCUCUGUGUGAACUUUGAGCUUUAAAUGACAAAAUAUGCGCAGAAUUGACUAGUAGUUAUAAUUGGUGAGAUAACGGGACUUUCUCUUCCUUGCAUGAAGAAAUGGGUGCACAAUAAAAGGCAAAACUUUGUUGAGGGGCUUGGAUGUUCUUUAGAGCUCUAAAUUCUUUUUGUUUCAUUCUCGCUGGAACUGCUUAUAAGACCGUUACAGUUUCCAGGUUGAAUGUCUGUAUGAAAUGUUGGCGGGAAAUAUUCCUGUAUGCAAUAUUUACAUGGCUGUAGGCCUUAUUUGGCUUGCCUUUAAUUCCAUCUUAAUUGAGCUGAAGCCCCUGGAAAGUCUUUGGAGUCGAAUCUCGUAUGCUGAAUGCCGUGAUAGAUCCAUUCAGUCAUGUCUGUUGUCCAGAAGCAGCUUGGUUGUCAGUUUAAUAUAAAUGAGCCUUGAAUUGGUAAGGAGAAGAAUAGUCAAUAUAGUAAAGGAGGAUAUUCGGUUAGCUGCUUGUAUGAGAAUGACUUGAUAGAUAUUAAGGCCUGCUGGUAUGAUUGCUGAUGUUGUUUUCAGGUGGAGUCUUCGCAUUUAAUGUUGAAAUUGCAUUUCUGCAGGGUUUCUCUGGUAUUUUGACUUUUUGAAUCAGGGUCGGAUGUUUAGUGCUUAGCCAAAAAGGCAUCCAACUGUUGGAGGGGUGAUAUUUACAUAAUAUUUACGGAUUAUAAGGAAGUGCUAUCAGUUCAAUUUAGAGUGUAGGGUUAAUGCCUUAGUAUACAACAAAAGAGAAGCUUUUAUUACCAGAAAACUAUGGUGAUAUUCAUAAUAAAUUCCAAUUAAAUAUGUAGACAGUCACAUCAUUGUUCUUUGCUUUACGUCUUGAAUUUGUGAUCAGUGAUGUCACUUGCCCAUGGUUAUAAGAGUAAGUACUCUGAGGAAGAGAUUACUAAAUGCACUCUCAUGCAAAAUUUGGAGUCUUCUUAUUUUCUUUUAGAAAAUCUGUUGGAUUACAAAUACAAUUAUUGUCCUGAAAUGGGUUUCAUGUCAGUCAGGGCACACCAAAUUCAGGGGGUUAUGUUUUCCCUUUGCUUCAUUCUGUUUCUUUUCUAAGAGCAGUUGCAGGGUUCUUUGUACGUAGUACUAUCAACGUUCGAUGCUCGAACUUCACUUUUUGAAUAUUUAUUGUGCUUAGUACUGGGAUGUCGUAAGCAUGCUUAUUUGUUAAGAGCCUUUUCUUUUUCCCACACAAAGAAUGAACCUUUCAUCACAAUAUCCUAUCCUGUUUUGAUUGAUUUUAUGAUUUUUUUUUCUGCUUUUCUUACAAUUUUUAACUCUAUUCAACUUGAUGCUACAGGUUAGACAUUGAUGAGAUGUCAGUGUCUGGUUCCUUCAACAUGAUGUUCUUACGUCAUAGUUUAUCACUUGGGUAUAGGAAUCAUACCAAUAUCCUUUUCAGGUAUUUUUGCAUAAUUUUCUUUGAUCAUAGGGUCUUGAAAUACGGUAUUUUUACUGGUUUGGUUUUGUUUAAAAAAGAUGGCGAAUUUCUCACUCUGAGUUUCCUGAGAUUUUUUUGGUGUUUUUUUUUACUUUUAUAUGUUAUGUUACUGGAACAUGUUUCCUUCCUACACUUUAUGAUAUAUAUAUAUAUAUCUCAUUUAUCUUGAGACUUGGUGGAAAUGGAGCUGUUAUUUACCUCAUUUGGUGUGUUUUCUUUUGUUUGUUUUUGUGCAUUGUCCAAAAUUUUAAAAGUCUAAUGUUGCGCUAUUCCAAACAUGAUAUUAGAACUAAUGGCUGAAAAUCAAUAGCAACUGCUACUGACUGGCCAUUAAUUGGUUUUAUCUUGGUGUGGUCUCUGAUAUAGGUUUCUUAAAAAACUUUAGACUGUCAAACUCUAAAUCAUUUGAUAGUGAAUGGAAUAGUCCUAUCUCUAAUCAUAACAUUGAAAAUUUUACUUUUAAUAUGAGACUAUUCUUGCAGACGUUAUUCACACGCCAACCUUUUGUUGAUCUAUCCUGUGGACAGCGUAAGACCCAUCUAGGGAAGAUAUGUUGGAAAUUUGAAACCAUGUUGAAAACUAGAAAGUCCAACUUAAAAUCAUUUUGCAAUGAAUGAAGGAUUCACGAGAGAGAGAAAGAAACAGAGGGUUGGAGAGGAACAGCUGUUAGGAAAAACAAGUAGAGGAUGUGGGAAGAAAGUGGGAGGAGGGAGACAUCCAAAAGCAACAUUAGGUGCGCAUGUUUGUGUGUGGGUUCUAUUUCCUUACUAACCAAGAAACCCUAUAAAGUGUGCAUCCGCUUCCCUGUGCAGGGAUACAUCACUUCCAUGUGAAUCUGGCCAAGCUCCUGUAUCAUCAAGCCUUCUGCAUUACCAUCAUGAAACAUCAACAGGUAGAGAGAGUGUGUGUUUCUUGCAUCUGAUGCAUCUGGACGGAAUGUAGUGGUGUUGGUGAAGGGGGGAGGGGGGGAGGGGGGGAGCAGGAGUAUGUUACUAAUUUUGACUGGUACUGAGGAAAAUAAUCAUAAUGCAGCAGAUUGCUAUGCUAGUUUUGCAUGUGCUGGUCAUACCUGAUAUCCUGGCACAUAAAAUUUAAAUUUAGCCAGUUUCAUUUGGUUACAUAUCUUUGUUUUGUAUAAUGCUUAAGAAAAAAAAAAUACAAACUUCAAAAUCAGAGGAACCUAGGAAGCAGUAAAGUUGGAACAAAGAAAAAUAAUUAUUUUCAGGGAUUAAGCUGUCUUAUUUUAAGAGUCCCAAUGGCCUUCUCUAAGUUAAUCUGAACUGGGUGACAGGAUAUCAUCUGCAGUCUCCAAUUAUACCGAACCAGCUGUUUUGGUAAAUGGCCAUUUUGAUAGUCCGCUUGGCUCUCCUGGUGCUGGGGAUUGUGGCUCAUGCGUUGGUCAGUUUUCUCGAAUUUCUGAUUAUAAUUUGUGUUUAUUUUUAUUUUUCAUCUUUCUAAUAUUACGGAUUGUUCAUGUCUUGACAGCUUCGAUGCUUGAAUUAGUGCGAGUUAUACUAGAUUCAAGUUGGAUACCUCCUCAACCUAUAAUUUUUCUUUUCAAUGGUGCAGAGGAGAUCUUUCUUUUGGUAAGAUCGCUCUUGUCAAUGGCUUCAGUUUUGAUGCUUUUCAAAGUUUUUGUUACAUAAGGGUUGCUGAUUGCUUGUGUGAACUUGAACCGAUAAAGUAACAAGGCAAUUCUUUUGUUUACCCGAACUUCCUGUGGGUUACUUUUGUUUGACGCUCUAAUGUCUGCCUGGGACAAGCUGGCCUGAAAAACUCUGCCACAUUCUUGGUUAUUCACUGCAUAUUGCUUACUCUAGAUUGCUGGAUGCCGUAUAGAGAAUAUAAUGUUUACUUCUCCUUUUAUAUAGAUUUUUAUCAUUUAAAUUAUCAAGUCUGUAAUGAAGAGGUUAAAAGAAUUUACUACUAUAGUGACUUCCAGGGGACGAGAAUGAAGAAAAAGCCCUAGCAAAGAGUUCUGUGACUUCUUUCUUUUUUCUAUCAGGGAAGAGGAUGAAAACUUGUGCUUUUACAAUGAGCAACCACUCCUAGUGACAUGAACAAAGAGACCUUACAAGUCUGAUGAUUGGGUAAGCCACAUUCUACACAGCUGUCACUUCAUAGAAUCGAGAAACUCAGAAACAUGGCGUCAAGUAGAGGCCAAAACAUCAGAUGAGGAAGAUAAAAGAUCUGUUUGCUGAGUUUUCUUUAAAGAGCUGAUUGAAGGAGAAAUAUGGAGGCGAGAGAUGUAAGGAUGCAUUCUUCUGAAAACCAAGAGGAUCUGAUCACUCCAUUCACAAGAGAAGGAAGUGAAUCAGGGUUGAAGGCCAACUUCAUAAUUAGAUGUUGUGGAGAUUUGUAUACAUGAAAAUAGUCUAGAACAUGCUGCGGCCAUUUCAGUUCAUUAAAAAUGUCAGGUUUCCUCCUUCCAGAAAUAAGAUGAGAAAACAACUAUGGAAUAAUAUUGUCUGAAUAUUUGAACUUUGACAAGAGGGAUGGAAGGGGAAACUAUCAUAUGCUGAUGGGAGACAGAUUAUAUUCAAACCUGAGUCCUGCAUCUUAUAAGAUUUCUUUCUUAUAACGCACAUAGUUCUAUGAAAGGCUUGGUAAUUGGAUUCUCCAAUAUUCCAGAAAGUGCCUUACAAAAAAGGCUGUUCCUCAUCUUGAGGGAUCAAAGAGUGGCUCUGGUGGAGUUUGAGAUUUAAUGGCAAAGGAUUGGUGGGUUAGUGGUUCUGUGGACUUGCUGAAGUUUAUUUAUUGUUAGGCAUCCAUUAUCAAGAGAAGAUAUUCUGCAAAUUAUCCUCGAUGGUGUUUUUAUCCAGACGUCUGAUAUCUUUGAAUAGCUGCUCAUACCUAAAACAGCUUUCUUAAAUUACCAGUUGGCUUUUGAACUGUAAUAUUGUGGUAUAAUCAAUAACGUACAGAUUAGUUUCCAGCUCGUAGAAUUUCACAAAUUUAUUAACUAUCAAGAUAUAAAGGUAACAUUUAAAAAUGAUGACAGGAUGUUCCGAAUGUGAGGUCAGCCACUGAAUUUUAAAGGGCUUACCCUGAAACUUAAAUUGAAGAAUACUGCAAUCUUUUCCGACUAAUUGAUCAGAUUAGAGUUCAACCCUCGAAGAAGUGUGAUGAUCUAAUAUCUUGUGGGUAAAGUUCUCAGCAAGGAUGGUGCGGCAUGUAGCUGGUGAUGUGCCACUGGACUGUGCAGUAUGCAGCAUGUGUUCCAGCGUGUGGUACCAAUGAAUGAGGUUGAUGGACACGUCUAUGUAUGCAGUGCCUACAGAAGCAUCAACAUUAAUGUUGGGAUGAGACAACAAGAGGAUCAGGCAUGCAUGUGCAAGUGCAAUGAGGUGGGCUAGUUCAACAGUAUGUGGGCCCUGCACAGACAACUUCAUAGUGGUUGUGUGCAAACAUUUGCACCGCGUAUUUCAUGGAUUCUCUGGGGACAAUGUGGGGUACAUCGUGUGGGGUAGAGUUGUGCGAAUCUCUUAAGCGGCAUACAUGAUAUCAACUUAAUGUUUCAUGCGUGUUGCAAGGAUAUGCCAUGGUUAUUGUAGGGGCCCACAGAAGUUUAUGUAGUAGGUGGACUCAAAAAGCUGCGUAUACAGGGAGGGGAUCGAAGAGCUAAGGGCCCUUGAAGAGUGAGGGAUUCCUUAACGGAUUAUUCUAUUCAUUAUACUGUGUUCCUUGAGUUCCAGAGUGAAAGAUCCUUCUUAGGCAUCUUGUGUCAGUGUGCUUGUGCAAUGUGGUCAAGUGUAUGGGUCUAGCCUUGUGACAUUUGGUCAGAGUCCGGAGAUAAACAGUUAAUGCGUUUUUUGACUCUUUCAGCGUAAAAUCUUUUGUAAAUGCUAAAAACGAUGGAAAUUUUAUAGUUUGGUGAUACAAGUUGAUUUGGCUAAAAGGUAAACCCUGAAAAAGAUUGUUCUCAAAAAACUAUCCGUAAACUAUAGCACGUGAGCAAAUUGCACGAUUCAUGGAGGAUGUAAAUAUGACUAGGAUACUUUAUGGAAACCACGUGGACAUAAUUGACCAAUUGUUAGAGGACUGGGAUUUUCAUGCCCCUACAUAAGUAUUUCAUAAGAUGGCUGUAUUUGCGAUUCUACAACAUUUAGGAGUCUGCAGCUUGAUGAAAUGAUGGACUUAGGAAAUCAACAUAAACCGAAUGUGACUAGCAUUUCAUUAUGUUUCCCUCAAUUUUUUGGGGAACCUAUAAAUUAAUGAUUAGAAAGAUGCAUCUGCGCGAUUUGAGCUGAAAGAUCUCCUGAAUGUCGCACUUCAGCAAGUUGAUGGACAGUUUUUUUGUGAACAAAUCCAAAGGUUAAAUCAGUUGUUAGGCUUAUUAUUCUUAUGCAUAGUAUUUUCUUUUCCCGAUCUAAUACUGUGGUAUAAUCUUCGGGGAAGUAGGAAUAUCUUUGUAUUUUUAGUACAGAGUGUGAUUUUUCUCUCUAUUCUUGAUGUACGCAAAGAAAUGUGGAUUUUCUGCCAUGAAGAACAUCAUGACUCCUUUAAUUUUUGGAGGUUAAAAAUUUAGAGGGGUCGAAUAGUGAUGAAAUUUGGGCGCUUCCCUGUCCAGAAGAGUGAAUUGAAAGAAAUAAAUGAAGCUUCCUACUUUGAAGAGAGAUUCUUGCGAAUUAUUUCAACGGAAUGCAUAGCGGAAUUGAUGUAAAACAAGAUUAUAUCAAGUGUAGAAGGCCUGAAAGGACAAACGCUGAAGACCCAAAUAGGCUUUGUCUGGGUGCCCAAUUAGUCCGAAACAUUUACUCUUUUGUUUGGUUUAAUAGUUAUUUAUUUUUUCCCGGAACUGUUGACUACCGAUCAGUGGAAUUUCACUGCAGGAGGGGGAGAUUUCCUGGACUGAGAGUUGGCAGUUAGGGGAGAAAAGAAGGCAGGGGUGGGAAAUUUGCUGGAAUGAAAGUUUCCAGGUGGGGGAGAAGAGGGGCACCAGCAUAAUGAUUCUCGCCAUUAUUACUUAGUCUUUUGGAACUUUUUCGUGAUUUUGGGCGUCUAGUUUUCUGUAAAUACCUGUUUUCUUCAAUGGAAGGUGGACCAAAUUGAUUUGAUUCUUUAUCCUUGCAUGCGAGCCUCGGCUUAAGAUGUGACCAUUUGAGGGGUUUAUCUUGCAAAUCUGAUAAUGCACUCGGUUAUUUUCGAGGUCUGAGGUUUAUCCUUGCAGGAGAGUCAAUACAUAUGGUUUUUAAUUUAUAUUUGAUUUUUGUAGGGUUCACAUGGCUUUAUGAAAACACAUGAAUGGGCGAACUCCCUUGGAGCUUUUAUUAAUGUUGAGGCAUCUGGAAGUGGUGGUCUUGGUAUUUUUCCUUUGAACUUUGAUCAGUCCUACAAAGUAGAUUUCUGUCUCCAUGCUACUUGCGUACUUACAAACUUCAUGGUUUUGUAGAGCAUCAAAAUGUUGAUUCCCUGACUUUACUUUUUAGAUUUUUUCAUUGGAAUAGAGAUGAUGUUAAUGAAUUGCUUAGACAAGAAAGUGAGUUCACCAUUGCACAAAACUGAGAUAGAUGGUGAGAUGUGAUGAGGAGGUGGAAAAAAUGUGGAAGACGUCUUUUGGAAAUGUGAUGGAUGUUUCGUGAAUGCUGUCAAGUGGAAAUCUAUGGUUGCAUGAUUCUUGAGUGUCUUUCGAAAUCUUGACAUUUUUUUCAUAUUUUCCUCAGGCCUCUGAAAAUGUAGUGUUGUGCCACUCUUUAAGGGAACGAGGCAUUGUUUGAGUUCCAAUUGGGAUAGGAUUUAUCUUGUAAAUUUAGCCAAGAGUUUGUCUUUAGAUUGACCAAAGGGGUGCAAGAUUAGAAACUUUAUCUAUUUAAAUAGAGUCUCAGCGUUUGAGAAUCAUAUAGAAAAUCUGCAAGGAUUCUAGAGUACUCUCCUUCCCACCAUGUUCACUUUUUCUGGUGGGACCUCAUCCACGGGAAAAAAGUCGAGAUGAAGAUCGGACGGGAGAAAGGUAAAAAAACAGUAGACAUGAAGAGUUAUGUUUUAAAACUAUCUGGUCUGAGAGCUCAUUCUCGAAGGGCAAAUUUCAAUUGCUUUGAAGGACGGCAGAACCUGCCCAAGUUAUAGUGAUGGAUAAGUUUCUAUUUUCUCGGCUGUGAUAGGAGACUGAUUAUGAAGAUCUUAUGAGAAAUGUAAGGGAAGUAGAAGUCUGUGCAAAUUGGCUUUCUAUUUGACAUAGAUGUAGAUGGAGUUACCAGAUAUCAAAUGGCUUCUCAGAUCUAGCUUUUAGGUUUUUGAAUGAAGAUUUUGAUGUGAUGAAUCCGUGUUAUGGAAGGUAUCUUGUUUUGGAUGUGGCAAAGUCAGAAAGUUAUAACACAGAGAAAUGAUAUUCUGUAGAUUUUGCUUGAUGUUUCCGUGAAUGCUUUUCUUUCUCAAUGCAUUUUAAUAGGAAAAUAUACAUACACUCUAUACGUUGUGCUAAGUUUUUUGGAAUUUACGAAUGCUGCGAGCUUUUUAUAUAAAAAGUAGUUGUCAUGGAUAGCUUGUCUUUUUUUUACCUUAAAAUUUUUGUGAUUCUACCAGUACAUGUAUGCAUUGACAUGACUAUCAUUUACAUCUGUCUGCCACGAUACAGUGUUUUGUGGGUCUCAGGUUAACAUCUCAAAUUUUAGCACAUUGCAUUUGGCUUGGUAUGAGAAAAUUGUAUGCACUCUUUUUGAGAAAGAAAAUGGGUUUCAUCUAAAUGGAAUUAUUCGUAGUUUCAUUACAAGUUUUAUUAUGCAUGUUUCUCCCCUAUGAUAACCAAUUGGUACAUCAGCCUGCUGGUGUAUGAUAGUCAAGGUAGCACAUAAUUUAGUUAACAUAUCUGUGUGUUGAGGUACACUGUUAGAUUGUGAAGUACACCUGUUUGUAGAUAUCACCAAAUAGAGUCAUACUUAUUCUAUGGCAUCUAACAUAAGAUGGUUAGCAUUUCCCCCCUUUUAUUUGGUUGAAUUUUCUAGUGGUGGGGGUGGAGUUUUAGUGUCAAUAAUGAAUACAUUUGUGUGCGCUUACCAAAUGUUGCAUGCAUGAUCCUGGAAGAAAGAUUUCUAAGAGAGUUUCAAGGGCAGUAAGAGAAUAAGAAAAUGGUUCUUUCUCUAUUCGAUCAAAUCCCGUAUGACGAGAAGAAUCUAUGCUAGAGCUAGAGAACAAAUCCAGGUGGUAAUCUAGGAAAUAUACAGCUAGAAAAUAUGUAGAAAUAAAUAAAUAAACAAUAAAGAACCAAAAGAUAUAAAACAUUCGAAAAUAGGUCCUAGUCUUUCAAACAAAUUCAGUCAGUUAAUUACGCUUAGACACCAACAUAUGUUCACUAGGCUCGGAUCUGAAUACUGCACAUCUGAACGGAUCUCAACAGUUUCUUUACAGGAAUAUGCUCAUAUUUUCCCUUAUUCUGUUGAAGACUUACGCUAUGUGACCCCUUUGCUUUUUGUAGGAAAGAAAUUUAGAGCUUUGUGAAAAAUAUGUUGUUUUUCUCCUAAAACCUGUAUCCAGCUAUUUUAGCUUGUAAUUCUGCAUAUUGUUUUCCACUGACAGAUUUGGUUUGCCAGUCUGGACCUGGGUCUUGGCCUUCUUUAGUGUAUGCUCAGUCUGCUGUAUAUCCUAUGGCACAAAGUGCUGCUCAGGUUUUAAAGGCCUCUUGUGUUGUUAGAAUUACUGUAUCAGCUUUAAUGUAUGGAUGACGAACCUUUUAGUUGAUUCUUGGUGCAGGAUGUAUUUGGUAUCAUUCCUGGUGAUACGGAUUUCAGAAUCUUUGCCAAAGACUUUGGAAAGAUUCCUGGGUUGGAUAUUAUCUUUGUUCUUGGUGGUUACUACUACCAUACAUCCCACGACACAUUAGAGAGACUGAUGUAAGGACUGAUUUCAGUGCUCUAUUUGAUUUUUUGUGAAAUUCUUAUUUCGUGAACUUUAUAUUAUAAAAUAUAUUUUCAAUUUUUUUCUAUGUAUAUCUUGGAACCAGGCCUGGAAGCAUCCAAGCACGAGGCGAAAAUUUAUAUGCCCUUGUUAAGGCCUUUACAGCGUCCCCAUUGUUACGAAAUGCAGAGCAAAGGUCUCAAGUGGACGCUGCCAAGGACCCUGGAAAUGAUCGAGCUGUUUACUUUGACUACUUAUCGUGGUUCAUGGUAUGUCGUCCGUUUGGCCUAGGGCACACUUUUUAACUCCUUUCUGUCUGUCCACGUUUUGGCCUCUAAAAUGUUGUGAUAUGAUGGUAUCCGAUCUUAUAGAUUAUGGUAUAUUUUAUUUGAAUUGGAUCUACUGAAUAGAUCUGUUGAACUGUUUUAGUAGAAUCUCGAGUGAACUAGCUGUGGCUACACUUUCUUGUGUGAACAAUUGUUUUCCGUUUUGGGGGGAUUGAUGGAAUUCCAUGGCGUCCAACUGAUUGUGCUUAUCAACGUUUUGGUGUUAAAUUUAGACUAUCUAAUAAAAGGGUUUAUUAUGCGAUAUGAGAAUAGCCUGUGGUUAAGAUGUUAUCAUUGAUGAUAGCUGUCAUGUGAUUCAAGGUGAUGGUAACAUAAUUUCACCUUUUGUCAUUUCAGAUAAUCUAUUCUAGAAGGGUCGCUCUGGUCCUCCAUAACCUUCCUGUGGUCAUAUUUCUCCUGAUGCCUCUGCUUCUGCAUUUCCAGCAUUGUACUGUCAGCUCUGUUUUCUCCAGUUUUCUUGACUUGACAAAAGGUAUGUUGUUUGUAUUUGCCACAUUUUCUGCAAUUUAUUGAAGUUGAUACAUUUAUUCUGCCCUCUGAUACCUUUAUUUUCUUUUUGGGAUUAUUUUAUGGUACCUAUCUGUUUUCUUCCAUGUAAUGCUAUUAAACCAACUCCAAGUUCACCUAUUAUUCAACAAUGAAAUUUUUUCUUUAGUUGAUUUGUGAGUGAAUAAAGUCUUGUUAUUAUAUAUCAUGGAAUGAUAUUGCCCAAUUUACGACACCAAUAAUGUUCUCUUCAUUUUGUGUCUAAAUCAUCUGAAGUUUCUGAUAUAGUACCCGUCAAGACAUGUUCAUAGUAAGUGAAUAGUCUAGAAGCUUCUAUAGUGAAUAUUAGGGAAGGGGUGGACUGAGAGGUAUAAAUACCCCUUCCCUGUGAAUAAAAGGGGGUAUUGUGGUAGAAGUGACACGAGAGAGGGAGAGUGGGAAACUAUCUCGGACUAAUCCCCACUUGUUACAUUGUUUUCUCUGUUUUCUUGAAUCCAUUGUUCUUUUUCCUUUCAUUGUCCAAGAGGAGAGGAGGGGAUCAUAUCAACUAGUAUCAGAGCGAGUUCUUGGAAGCAUAGGACUAUGAAUUACAGAAAACUUUCUGGAGGCAUUGAAGAUAGAUGCAGAACAUAUCAAGGAAGAACAAAGACGUACAAAGGAGGAGCUACAAAAAUUGAAGUCUGAAUCAACAGAUUUGCUACAAAAAUUCCUUCAACGAAUCCAUGAGAAGUUUGAUGAAUUCAAGAACUCUGUCAAUGAAAAGUUCUUAGCAUUAGAAAAAAGGGAUCCAACUACAAGUAUGACAUCUUGAUUGGUCAGGAAUUAUCUAGAGAAUGAGCAAUAAGAGAGAACCAAUCUAGGACUAGAGGUACAAAACUUUGUGCUGGCUCCAAAUCACAUUUCAGAUGAAAAUCAACAAACAAGGAAAGGAGAUGUCCGAAUCUUCAGAGUCAAUCUAAAAGAUGUCUCCGAUGUGCAGAAUGAUAUUUUCAGAUCAAAAAAAAUAUAAGAAGAAAGAAUAGAGGUAAUCAGCUUACACUUGGAUGAUAUGACAUUAGAAUGGUAUGUCUGGAUAGAAUAUCGAUAUCCUGUUUAAGAAUUGACAAGAUUUUCAUAUUCAAAUUGAGAGGCAUUUUAAAACUUCUAAAUCGGGAAAUGUGUAUCAAUAGUUUCUUGAUAUUAAGCAGGAAGGAACAGUAUCUGAUUAUAGAUAAGAAUUUAAACUCUUAUCCACCGUCCUCCCCAAGAUUUCAGAAAAAGUCAUAGAACAGAUACACUUGAAAGGCCUGAAGCUGGAACUUCAAUCUGAAUUAUCUAGAACUAAACCAAUGUAAUUAUUAGAAAUUAUGGACGCUUCAUUGGAAGUAGAGGAGCACCUACGCACACUAUGUGAAGCAUGACAUAUCAGUCUACCAAAAUAGACAAGAAUGGAGACACAUUCAAUAUUUGGUUACACACUAACAACAACAAGAUUGCUUAUGUCAAGAGGAAUUCAUGUAAAGAACAAUGAGAAAAGGUCUGAUUCUCCCCACAAGUCAACAACUCUACAUGAAACAAAGAAAACAGGGGUAGAAACCAUACCUUUCUAAGGUUGGCACAGACGACAAAUUCAAGUAAUUGAUGUUGAAGUUAAUAAACGCAGGAUCAAGGGCUUACGUUUCAAUUGUAAUGACAAAUGUGGACCCAAGCAUUGUUGUAAGAAGCUCUUUCACAUCUUAAUUGUCAAUUCUAAUGAUAAAUUGACUCAACAAGAAUUAGAAGUUAUUUAGGGUGAUCUAGAAGAAUCAUACAAUGAGGGAAUAUUAUUUACUGCACAUGUAUCAUUGAAUUCAGUGGUUGGACUUACAGAACCAAGAUCAAUUUGGUUAAAAGUGACCUUGCAAGGGUGAGAUGUUACCAUUAUGGUAGAUUGUGGGGGCACACAUAAUUUCAUAUGUGUGAGUCUAUUGAAGGAACUUAGAUCACCUAUAAAUGAAUCAAUGAACUAUGAAAUCAGUAUUAAUGAACGCAGUCAAAAGGUAUGGUAAUUCCAAAAUUGUUACUCUACAAUUAUAACGGCUGUCUAUUACCAAGAUUUCUUACCUUUGCAGUUGGAGAGCACAGACCUCAUACUUGUCAUGAAAUGGUUGGAAAUUAUAGGGUGGAUGCAUGUCCAUUGGUGGUUAUUAAUUAUGAAAUUCAUGGUGGAUGAGAAAGUAAAAACUCUGAAAGGAGAUGUGAGUUUGUCAAAAGCUACUAUUUCAUGGAAUCCUUUGGAAAAACUAAUCAGGAAGAAAGAUUCAUUUGAUUGGAACCAAGUCACUCGAAAUACUUUUGAUCAACUCUAAAAUGCAAGUCCUAACACCCCAUAUCCUUAUCAUAGGUGGUUGGUCAAACUGAUGGACUUGAAUUUUAAAAUAAAAUUUUGACGAAGGGAAGUAUAAUAAGGUAGUAGAUGCUUUGUCUCACUUCCCAAGUAUGACAGAAUUAUAGAAAAUGUUGGUCUCACAUUCCAGCUGAUCAAUGUCAUUAAGAUAAAUGAGGAACUAUCAUCAGAUUCAAGGUGCUGGAACCCCAAGAUCAUGUGCAACCAUUUCCUCCAAAUUUCACACGAGCUUGAUUGGAGAACGGUGCCGAAGUUAUGCCAAACAAUUCAGCCUACAACUGCAAGACUAGAGGUCUUCAUCAAAUAGACAGGCCUACUAAAUUUUGAAGCUACAUGGGAAACAUCUUCAGAUAUUAUACAACGGUUCCUGACUUCCACCUUGAGGACAAGGUGGAUUUGAAUGAGGGGAGUGCUGAUACAGUAUCCCUCAAGAUGUAUGUUCGUCAUAAGCAAAUAAUCUAGAAGCUCCUAUAGAGGACAUUUGAGAAGGGGUGGGCUGAGCAGUAUAAAUACACCUUAUGAAUAAGAAGGGAUCUCAUGGUAGAAGUGACAUGAGAGAGGGAGAGUGGGGGAAUUCUCUUGAACUAAUUCCUGCAUGUUACAUUGUUUUCUUGAAUCCAUUGGUCUUUUUCCCUCCAUUGUCCGAGAGGAGAGGAAGGGAUCAUAUCAGUUCAUGUUGUGUUCUUUAAAUACUUCUUGGUCUCGUGCUUAAUGUUACCAGCUUGUUGUUCCAUUUGUUCAGUUCGGAAGCUUAGUAGCUGAUCAUUGCAAGAGUUGGCAUACUUAACGAGGUGCCAGGUGUUUGAAUUGUAAUUUGGAUUUUGUACCAUCUUUAAAAGGGAAAAGCAACAUGAAGAGGACGUAACACCUCAUUAGACGAUUGAAGAGACUGAUGCUACAGAGGUGGAGAUAUUUGACGGUUGAGUUCUGGAUGGAGGUUCUAGUACAAGUUUUAGUAGAAGUUUGAAAGAACUAAAAACUGUGCAACCUGGCGUUCUCUUUUUAGCAUAUUUGUGAAGACCCAUCUCAUUGGGGAAAAGAGAUUCAUGGGGAUGUAAAGAUGAUAGAGGAAGAAAUUUUAAAGCGUCAUCUGCCUGCUAUAUUAGCACUUGUGGAAAUACCAGAUGCUUCACCGUACUCUCAAAAUAGAAGGGAAACAUUAGGGUACAAAUUUUUAACCUCCUACCUGUUUACAUUGAGAAACGGCAUGGCAUCAAAAGGUUGCUAUCUGCUUCCAUCUGCCAAUCUCAAUGCAAGCAUAUAUACAAUUCCACUUCACCAUGCAAAUGAACCGCAUUAUAUUCUAUGUGAUAGCAUCAUUAGAAUGGAAACAAGUAUUCAAGAAGUGAAAAAACUUAUGUCUCCUCCUCCCCUCGUAUCAUCAGCUGGAGUUUCUAACAUUUUGGUUUAAAUGAGUAAUCUAACUAACUCUUGAUAGUCUAUUAUCUAAAAGACUCAUGAAAAUACGUGUUAAGUCUGGCAGCAAUUUGUUAUUUCUGUUUUUCCCUUUUGUGCAUGGUAUCAAAAUGUUCCCAUCUGUUUCUUCCCUCUUUCUUUUUCCUCUACCUUCCAUUGGCAGGUCUUUUAUGUUUCUGUAAAUCUGGUCGGCAAUCAGCUGAUAAAGCUGAGAUUGAUCAGCUUGUAUUAAUUUUCUCUAACUUUUCUGAGGAUCAGAUAUCUCCUGACCUCUUUUGUCUUAAUUGGCUGGUCCCAUCAGGAUCAGCGAUUUCAGAGCAAAUCAUUGAAGGCAAUUUGUAUCUUGUCUUGCAUGUGUACAAUUUGAAAGAAGUUGAGAGGAACGUAUUACAGUAGCAUUGUUUGACCAAGAAAGUGGUCAUUUCAAUAUUGCUCCCGACAGCUUUUGUUUAUAAGUGUUAUGUAACCAGGUGGAGAAAAGACUGAUAUUUAAUAUGUUUGUAAGUCAUUUAGAAUAUAGGCUACUGAUUCUAACCUAAUUUUUUUCUUUUUAUUUUUGGCAGUUGUGAGGGAGAUAGAAAAGUCAAUGAUCUGACCAUGAAAUGGUCGGAUUAUGAAAUGGCUGGAUUAUAUAUUGUGUGUUCAUUUAUUCUAGACUAUUUUUUUAACCACUAUUCUAUACUUUUGGAUUGCUAGUCAACAACACGAAAGGAGAAUUGAAUUGAUUAAAAUGGACUUGAACUUAUUCAAAUUGACCUGCCUUUAUGCGAGAAAGUCAUGUCAAAGUAGGCUCGAGUUUCUUCGCAUUGGCUUAAAUUGCUUGUUAUUUUGAUUGACGUGCCCAUCUGUAGAAAAGUGAUCCAAGUCCUCACUGUGCUGCUAGAAUCUGCGAGUGUUGAUAGUAUGUAUUUGAAUAAAGAGCAGAUGACAUAUAGGGAGAUGUCUAUAUGAGACACCAUGUAUCAGUGCCCUCACCUGCACGAUGCCAAAUUUUUCCAAUUGCCUCCUUUUGUAGCAGCAUGAUAAGCUGAUGUAUUUAAACAUUUUAGCAUUUUUAUUUAUCAGUUGGAAUUGGCUUCAAGAAAUUUUCGAUUUCUGUGUGCAGGAGUGUUUUUUCAUGCGAUGGGUAUCAGCCUCGGUAUUUUUGUCCCUGUUGGUUUUGCAGUACUGCGACUCUGUUUUUCAAGAUAUGCAAUGAGUUGGUAGGUAUCAUCUUUCAAAAAUAUUCUUACCAUUUAAUUUAUUUCAUACCACGAUAAUUUAAUUUUUUUAAAAUGUGGUGAUAUAAUUUUCCAAGUUUUGAAUUUCUUUAUGUCAAUGUGGAUAAAGGAAUACAUGUCAUUCCAAAUAGAUAAUGUACUUGUUUUUCUUCCUUUCUUUGUGGAAACAAACAAGUGAUGUUUUCUUAACAUGAGACAUGUGCAGUCAAAGUCGGGUGAUACACCACUAUGGUCACGUAUGUAUCAAUUAUAAUUUUUGUUAACUUGAGGAUUAGCCAGAAUUUCCCUUGAUCAUGAGUUUGAUGGUCAUUUCUUGCUUGAUAUUCAUCUAUUGUCAAUAUUGAGAAUUUUCCUUAUACUAAUCUUCCCUGUUUAGGUACAGUCAUAUCCUAUUAUUAUUCUGUUAUUCUGUCGGUUUAUACAGACUUACUUUCCCUCUUUUGUUUGUUGCAAAGUCUAUCAAGAGACUCUAAAAAUACCACAUUGGGGGCGGACCAUCACAACCAAUUCAGUUUGAAUAGUUCAAACUCAAUUUUCUGGUUGACAGUUGACCCAAUGAACAAGUUCUUCCUUGCUACCUUCUAUAUGCUUAUUUAAGUAUCUUUCCUUUUAAGUGGGCGCACAUAUUGGAAAGCUGAAGGAUAUCUUGUAUUCAUUUGGUGUGAACAUAUUCUCUUUGCAUGAUUCUCUAAUGAAUGUAAUUAGGGGCUUCCCUAUGCACGUCCAUAUUUAUGUUCUUUAGCUCUUGUUGACAAAACCUAGCAGAUUAUUAUUUUUUUGGAUUCAGUAGUGAUAUCUUAUACAUUGCAGGUAUGCACGUCCAUAUCUGGCAUACAUGAUGUUCAUCCCUUGCUCAAUUGUCGGUUUAUUGAUCCCUAGGACUGUGUGGGGAUCUUUUUCUGUCUCUCAGGAAGUUGCAUUUCCAGGAGAAACCAAUGAGGUACAUGGUAAUCAUUUUUACUUUCAACCUUGUGUGCUAAUUAUACGGCGGCUUAUGAUAUAGUAAACUAGUUUUCUAAUCUUGCACUAUGGAUUGCUGUAAAUUUGUUCUCUUUUGUUAUAGUGCUUUAGGAAUAGGCUGUAUAUUUGCCCUAACGAUGACAAGAAUGAAGCUUAAAAAACUCAAGAAGCGAGAGUAGAAAAAAACAGGAAAAUUUGUGAAAAUUUAAUUUUGUGAUAACAUGUUGUCUGAUACCAUGUUAUCUAAAGUACCGAGUUAGAACUGUCACUAAGAUCUCAUUAGUCUUUUUCAUUUUAUAUUUUUUAUUUUCCAUAAUAUGGUGAUCAUAAUGAGGACAGAUGCAGCAGCAGUGGCCCACAUUCUGUUUUCCUCUUUUUGAUUCUUUCUUCUCCUUUUUCUUUCUUCCUUUAAUGCGUAUAAGGGAUGGAUUUUUUAAGCUUUUUCUUUUUUACUUGUCUCCAAGACAUUUCCAACUCAAAAAUCUCUGGUUUUUUUCUGACUCAUAAGUCAGGAUCUAGUGGGUAAUGCCCAAUAUUGUUCUAGUGAUAAGAUGCCAGCACGGCCCACUUUACCUCUAGGUUAAUGAGGAUAAGAAUUUUCUAUGAAUGGUUACGUGUCAUAAAUUUAUGUCCUCAAUAAAAAGUAAUAUUUCAUGGAAAAAAAUUAUUGAAUUUGUUGACUGGAGACAAUCCUGAGGAUGGCUUUAAAGUUUCUAGAACCUUUCAGGGUCUGGUAGCUGUCUAGAACCUUCCAGGGUCUGAUAUAAAUACCAGAUCCCUCUACUUGCAAAUAAUCCUUUUGAAGAAAGAACAUUUUCUGCAUGGACGUGAGAUGGUCUUUCCAGUGCACCAGUCGUAGUAUGAAAUUCCUGCAGUACUCAGUAUCAUGCUAAUUGGAAGGAAAAAGACUUGAUCAUGGGGUUCCUGCUUUGGUCUGACUAGUUAUCUGUAUCCUUCAAUGAGGUUCAUGUAGUUUUCUUGGAUCAUCAUACGUUGUUCCAGCUAAGUUUUUUAAUGACUCUUUAUCUUGGUAUUCUUUUGUUGUUGAAGUGUAGAUUGUUUCCUGACAUGUUUAUUUCUGAGUAAUUCACCCCACAUAGAUAAUCCAGAUCAUGUGUUGUUCCUCAUGUAAUCUUCGAAUGUUACAUUGAACAUUGUGAAAAAUUUAGCUCUUGUUCCUCUCUUCCCUUUAAAAAGGAGUGUUAUGCAGAACAAGUUUUGUUUUUUCUAUAUUAGGCUUUCCUUCUAUUUUCCUAUUAUCAGAUGUAUUUUUCUUUUUCGUGUUUCUAUUAUCAGACCUUUCCGGAAUACUGGAAAGGUUUAUUAGAUGCCAAUAUAAAUACUGGCAUACUGUCUUGAGAAGGGUUAAGUCAAUUUUUCCCUUUCUUGCUUCCACUAUAUCUCGUGACAUGGUAUCAGAGCUGUCUCUCUGAUCUUGUGUGAAGACCGCCGAUAGAAGAUUAACCAACCUUGGUGGCAACAACGACUCCACAUUGUAGGGAAUGUUGCCUGGUGAUCUUCUUCCUGCUGCAGUACCUGAAAUCGUGAGGUUUCUUGGUCGUAAGUAGACCAGCGAAUUCCUUGGAGAGUUGCUACACCAUUGUCGUUUCUUGACAGUGGGGGACAUCUAUAAUUACACCAUUGUCGAUUCUUGACGGUGGCAGGACAUCUACAAAUACAUUGUUGUCAUUUCUUGAUAGUGGUGGAUGUUUGCGAAUACACCAUUGUCGUUUUCUUGACAAUGGCAGUUAUCCUUAGUUUCUUGAAUAAAAAAUGUUUUUCGAACCACAUCAGGGAAUCUCUAUUUGAGAAUUUUUUUAGCUAUCUAGUCACAGGUGAAGAACAUGGAGACAAAGGUUAGUGAAUCUUCCUCCUCUAGCUUAGGACAUUCAUUUGAAGUAAUUAAGGUAUAGUCAGAUCUACCUAUAAUUGCUGAGAGAUUCCAAUUUGACGAAAUCAAUUUGUUCCAAUGGACAUCAUAUGUGGAACUUAUUCUACAUGGGAGAAAUCUGGAUUGUCACCUAAUGCAAUCUUCGCCAAAUAUUGACAACUCAAGAUAUUUUCAGUGGAAAGAAGAAGCACUAAUUCAAUAUUGGAUACUAGACAUAUUUCACCAAAGAUAAGUGAUUUAUUUAUUUAUUUUUGAAAUUUAUGAAGGAAUUAUGAGACAAGGUUCAGUGGAAUUAUGAUGUUCACUUUACUAAACAUGACGAAUCCCAAAUUUAUAGAUUGGUACAGAAAUCUCUGACUUUGGUACAUGGAACAUUGACUGUUCUAGAAUAUUAUUGCGAAUUAGAAUCCAUCUAGAGAAAAAUCAACCACUACAGACCAAUUAAGAACCUUGAUACUGAAGAACGAAAUUAUAUUAUGAAAGACAAGUUGUAUAAAUUUCUGAUGGGGCUAAAUCUAGAAUAUGAGGCUCUAGUAAAUCAGAUCAUUGCUCAGGAAAUAGUACUAGAUAUUGAAGAGGCAAUUGCAUUAGCUAGACAAGAAGAAAAUACUAGAAGUUUGAGAAAUGAUUUAAAGACAAAAAAUGCUGCAUUCAGCAUUCUCAAGAGCAAAGAUACCUCGGUAUUAAAAAGGGGGAUAGUAAAGUAUCAUUCAUCAAAGGAGGUCCUAAGUCUGAUCCAAAACUAAAUCUAUUUUGCACUUAUUGUCAGAAAAAUCGUCACACUAGGGAGACAUGCUGGAAGAUCCAUGGCAAACCACCGAAUUAUGGUAAGUUGCAUUUGGCAAAUGCUCAAAUGAAGUUGCAUCUUGUUAAUCGUCUCCCAUCAGAAGCAUUAUUAUUUAAGACUCCCAAAGCCUUAUUGCAGGAUCAUUAUCUGACUAUGCAAUAUGGACCAGAUUUAUCUCUUCGAAUAUUUGGGAGUGUUGCAUACAUCCAUCAAUCUCAAAAUGGGACUGUCUAAAUUUGCCCCUAGAGCCAUAAAAAGAAGAUACACAAAAAGAAGAUAGAUUUUAAGACCUAAGAUAUCAAAAGUUUAUUGUGACAAUUAAUGUCACAUUUGAUGAAAGUAGCAUGUAUUUUCAACAGACAACAACUCAAGUAUCUAGUUGUGAUAUUCUUGUGCCAGAAAAACACGAUUUACACAUUGAGAUUCUCAAAGAGAAUGAAGCUCCUGAAAUGAUACUAGUAAAUUUUCCAGCACCCUUACCUCCACCAAAUCGAUUUAGUCAAAGUUAUUAUCAAAGAAAGCCAAAGAUAAUUAGAGAUACCUAUGAAUAGGAUCUACCUGAUGUAGUAGUUGCCUAUGAACAACCUGACAUAGCAGAUAUCCAUGAACAAGAUCUGCCUAAGGUAGCAGAUGCUUAUGAUUCUAUUAUUGAAUGUGACAAUUCACCAAUUGAUCAACAGAACCUUCUUAUUACUCAAGGAGAUGCAGUCUGCCCUGUUGUUCUUUGCAAAGGAAUUAGAGAAUGUACAGAGAAAAUGGUAUGUCCAUCCUGCAAUUAUGUAUUUUAUCAUCACCUAUCUCCGCAAUACAGAUCAUUUCUGUCAGCUAUUGAUAAACACAGUAUUCCUCAAAACACUAAUGAAGCUUUAAGAAGCCCUCAAUGGAAAAAAACAAUGAAUGAGAAGAUGCUGGCUCUAUUGAAGAAUCAAACUUGGAAAGUCGUGCUACUUCCUAAAAGAAAGAAAAUUGUGGGUUGCAGAUGGGUAUCCAUUAUUAACUAUAAAUCUGAUGGGACUGUUGAGCAUUUUAAAGCUCGGCUGGUGGCAAAAGGCUUCACCAAAUGUUAUGGUAUUGAUUACAUGGAGACCUUUGCUCCAAUUGCGAAGAUGGGAACAGUUUGCAUAUUAGUAUCUUUGGUUUUGCAUUAUGGAUGGUCCGUAUUACAAUUUGAUGUGAAAAAUGCAUUCUUGCAUAGAGAAAUCUCAGAAGAAAUAUAUAUGGAGCUUCCACCAAGGUACAAAGACCCAAAUGAUACUCUAAAAGUAUGUAGACUUAAGAAGGUAUUAUAUGGCUUAAAACAGCCACCAAGAGUCUUGGUUUGGCUGCUUAACCAAAACAAUGAGAGCUUUGGGGUUCAAGCAAGCCAAUAGAGAUCAUACCUUAUUUUAUAAACGAUCAAGUUCAGGAAAUAUGACAAUCUUACUACUAUAUGUUGAUGACAUGAUUGUCACAGGAGAUGAUAUGCAAGAAAUCACUUUUCUUCAAAAACAAUUGACGGCUGUUUUUGAUAUCAAAAUGUUAGGACAACUAAAAUACUUCUUGGGAAUUGAGGUAGCCUACUUUCGUGGGAAUUUGUUCCUAUCUCAAAGAAAGUAUAUUGUAGAUUUACUCAAAUAUACAAGCAUGAGUAACUAUAAAUCAGCAUGUACACCAAUUGAAGCAAAGCAUUGUAUUGGGGCUUCAAAGGAAAGCAAUCAAGUAAAUAAGGGGUCUUAUAAACGACUAGUGAGAAAAUUAAUUUAUCUAAUUCCAUACUAAACCAGAUAUUACUUACUCAGUUGGAGUGCUAAGCCAAUAUAUGCAUGACCCUAGGGAGGUACAUCAUCAAGCUGCUCAACGAGUCUUAGCCUAUCUUAAAGGAACAAGAUUCUCUUACAACAGGCAUCUAUACCAAUGCUGAUUAUGUUGGUUCAGUUGAUGAUAGGCGCUCUACUACUGGUUAUUGUUGUCUCAUUGGAGGAAAUUUGGUCACUUGGCAAAGCCAAAAAUAGAGAGUUGUAGCUCGAUUAAGUGCUGAAGCAGAAUUUAGGGCUAUGGCCCUUGGGAUUUGUGAAGGCAUUUGAAUGAAAAAUAUAUUCAAUGACUUACAAAUACUCAUGGAAGGUUCAAUUACCUUGUUCUGUGACAAUCAGUCCACAAUAAAUAUUGCGCAUAAUCUUGUCAGCAUAACAAGACCAAACACAUUGACGUAGACAGACAUUUUAUUAAAGAGAAACCUGAAUCAGGGAUGUUUUGCACUAAGUAUGUCUCAUCUACAAAUCAGUUAAGACUGAUAUUUUAACUAAAGGCAAUUCUGCAACAGAGUUCUGCAAACAAAGGAGCAAGCUGGGCAUGAAUGAUAUCCACGCAACAGCUUGAGGGGGAGUGUUAUGAAGAACAAGUUUUUUUUUUUUCUACAUUAGGCUUUAUUAGGCUUUCCUUCUAUUUUCCUAUUAUUACAUGUAUUUUUCUUUUUCGUGUUUCUGUUAUUAGACCUUUCCGGAAUACCAGAAAGGUUUAUUAGACGCCAAUAUAAAUACUGGCGUACUGCCCUGAGAAGGUUUAAGUCAGUUUUUCCCUUUCCUGCUUCUGCUGUAUCUCGUGACAAAGAGUAAAGAAAGAAGAUAAAUGAGUAGUAAUGGGAGUAUGACGCCACGCUGAAUGAGUUUUGGUUUUGGAAGCUGCCAUCUUUACAUUUAAUAAUUAAUGUGCUUGCUGGAUGAGGAUCUGAGCUAAGGAAAUCUAUUUGGUGGAAGAAAUUUUGUAUAACGACUCCUUUUCGAUUUGUUUUACUAGAAAACCAAAUAUCUGUAAGUUCAGUUAUUGAGAUUCUAUUUUGUUACUGAGGCCAACUAUGAAACUAAUUUUACAUAGAGAUUCGUACCUUCUUACUUAUGAUUUACUUGGUGAUCUAUACUUACAGGUGCUGUUUGACAAAGUAUGCUUCUGGGGGGCUUUUGGUCUGUAUGGUUUCAUUAAUAUGGUACGCAUGUCUUCCUAAAUUAACUGACUUUCCAUAAUGAUAUAUGUUUGUAAUGGUCACGGAGGUUAGGAGGUUGCAAGAGAAAUCAAACUUGUCCUAUUCGCAUCCUUGUCAGUUGAAUCUGCUUAAAUAUGUCCUACUAAUUUGAAACCUACUACUGAAAUUUUUCAGAGUGUGGACUAGUACGUCUGUAGGUCAUUUGCAGCCUAAAACUGUUGUGUCCAUGCACCAAUAUCAUUUAUUUAUUUUUUAUUCAGUAAUAAUAGUGAUGUCCACAUUAUAGUAUCUGUUUCCAUUAGGUUCUUUUGGAAAUUUUGUUGUAGAUUUUAAAGUAUGAGCGUUUACCUGGCUGUAUCCAAUAAUCUAAGUGAAGAUGGAGAGCAUAUCUUUAGCAUGUGUGGUCUGCGUAAAAUGAAGCAGUACCACGCUAGUAAAGUUUAUUGAAUGAGCAUUAAAGAAAUUUGUGCUCAGAUAUCCCUUUUCUAAAGUUUAGUUCAUGUCAAAGUUUUUCUUGGCCUGGUAACCCAAAAUUAAUUCGUAAACAGUGAAAGAGCUCCAUCUAUGUAGCCACUUGAGUUUAUUACAUCUUCCAGUAUGUGCUGCCUACAUUUGGCUUUUUCUAGACAAAUAAAAUGAAGUGUAUGCCUACAUGUUAUUCAGCCGUACAGUCAGAAACUAAUUAUUUAAACUUUCUAAAACAUAUUAAAGUACACAAAUAUUCUAACAUCAGUUUUACCUUUCAGCAUGCGUCUAUUCUAACAAUAAGCGUAGCUGGGUAAGGGUCUCUGAUAGUGGGCUUCAGAUUAUUAAUUUAUGGUCUUUCCUCAUGUCAUCUGAACGAGCAGGUUGUUUAUUGUCUUAAAAUCCAUUGGUAAGAAAGUAGACGAUCAAAGAAAAGGAUAUUAUUUCUCUUUGUAUACCAAGCAUUCAAGAGAUAUUGAAUAACGAUAAUUGAUAACAAAAAAAAGUCAAUUUUAUAAAAUUGUGAAAUGAUAUCUCUGAUAACUGAAAUAGUACUAUCAAGCCUAAAGUAGUAUUUUCCUUUGUAGAAAGUGUAUAUGAAAGGCAAACUAAGUGGGUGUUGGUGACAAAUGGUUGUGCCCUUCUUCUAGAAGAAAAAAGAACCACAAAACCUAACAGCAGGGAGGGUUUUGAAUUGAAACUUUAGAUAAUAAUGUUGAUAGUAAGAUCGGAUCCUUAUAUUAUGUUUUCUAACCUAACACUGGUUGGUCGACACUAACAUGUGUUUUCUCUAUUACCCUUGCCACUACUUUCCUUGCUAUAAGUUACUCAGGUGUAAUUGUUGUUAGGACGGGGGGUUAUAGUGUUUUUGGAUCCGAGAAAAAUCUGUCAACUGGCGGGCAGAAUUUUUGUAACAGACAAUCUUGGAUAUCUUUCCGUUCAAAUGGCUGAAAAAGUCUGGGAAGUCACUACAAGGCAUUUCAAACCCCAAAAAUCUAUGGAGAACACUGAAAUCAAACAGGAUUCAAUCGAAGGGACAAACUGAGGUAAAAAUAAUGUAACAGGAGAACAUGACAUUUUCCCCUUGGCGUUCACUUUCCAUGUGUAGAUGGAGCUCUAAUCAAAGAUUUUCUCAAUGGUUUUGGACUAGAGGGAAUAUAUGUUUGUUCAUCAUUUGUAAGUUCGUGUUUCUCAAUGGUUUCGAGUACUCAGAUGGUGGACGUUAUCGUAUGGCAUUCUUUGAUCUUUUUUAUAUAUUUGGUGUAAGCUUGAAAAAAUUGUUAUUCAAUGGGAUUCUUGUUUCAACUUUUCAGAGCAAUGAAAUAUUGCUUUUUCCUUCUUUCUAGCCAAUUCCCAUUACAUUGAAGAUUUGGAAAUUGCUUUUUUCUAUAUCUGAAUGUUCUCUUCUAAGUCAUUGCUGCACCAAAAAACUGGUCAGGCUUAUACACUAUCUGGACUUGGUGGAGGCUUCGUGACAUUUUUGCAUGCAGCAUCUAUGCUUCUGGCAUGGAUUUUCUUCUGUUUAUCCAGCAAGUAUUUUGGCCAUAAAUCGUUUAGGUAAUCCUCGACUAUAUCUUGGUAUUGUGAUUCUGUCUUAUGUACAGUGGAAAUUAAUGAAAAUGUUAAUUCCACUGUCUUAUGAUCAGUGGAUGCAAGAGAGAUUCUGUCUCUUGGUAUUACAUCCCUCUAUAUUCCCUUGAGUCUUAGAUAAGUAUGAGUACGAUUAUGACCCUCUUACUAAAGAAGACAAGAUAUUAGUGUGUUUAUCUUGUGCUUGAUGUAAAUGCCAUAUUCUUGCAAAAUGCUAAUUCGUUGCUAACAGUCGCAUAAUCCUUCAUGAGAAUGGAAGCUUUUCCCAUGGUGGCUGUGAGUAAGAAUGGCCGACAUUAUUGGAGCAGGUACCAGUACAAGCCAAUAUGAAUAUGCCAAGAAUCGUACAUCUCUGUGAUUUAUGGCCAUUCUUUAUACAUAUAUGAGGCAAACCAUACAAGGAUAAGCAGAUGUGAAAAAUGUCUACUUCUCAUAUCAUAGAACAAUCACUAGUUAUACGCAAUUGCCCUGGCCACAAGAAAAUGAAACUACCAUGGUUAAGGAAACUGACGAACUAGGAAACUAACAAACUAGGAAAAUGACUGAAAGAAACUAAUCUCCUAAUUACACGAUUUUCCCAGUCCCCCUUAAGCUUGUGAAUAUGCAUUUUCCAUUCCCAGCUUGGAUACAAUACUUUGCAAUAUUGAACUACUAAAUCCCUUAGAAAGUACAUUCACAAUUUAUUCAUGUGUAGACACCUAAGGUGUACAUAUUAAUCCACUCCAAAUUCUCCUUACUGUAGUAUCUCUCAAUUUUAAUGUAUCUCUCAAAUUCCAAACUUGUUAUCACAAUAGAGUCUCAUUGAGCCAUCUUACUUAAUCUUGAAUUCCUCUUAGAUGAUCUUCAACCAAAGUAGUUCACACAAACUUUGAGUCAUUGUUUGAAAUUCAGCUUGUAAACUGGAUUGUGGCACCACAUUUUCUUUCUUGCUUCUCUAUGUCACAAGAUUGUCACCAAGAAAGGUGAAAUAUCUAGAGGUUGAUCUCUUGUCAACCACAAUCAGCAUUUGCAUGUGCCUUAACAUCGACCCUCCAUUUCUCCUGAAUAGAACAUCUUUUCUUGGUGUCACUUUGAGAUAUUACAGUAUUCGGUGAGCUGACUGCAGAUAGUCUUUCUUUGGACUGUGUAUGAACUACUAAUCGCACUCAUUACAUAUCCUAUAUUUGGUCGUAUAUGAGAUAGAUAAAUGAAUCUUCUUACCAGGUGUUGAUACAUUUCUCUAUCUAUCACAUGUCCUCCUUUGUUUUCCAAGUUUACGAUUCAGAUCUAUUGGAAUACUUGUUAAUUUGCAUGUGGACUCGUUUGCUUCUUUGAGAUUUAUAGCAUACUUCUGUUGGGAGGUGAAGGUGCUCUGCCUUGAGUAAGUUACUUCAAUCCCAAGAAAACGUCCAGUCUCCCUAAUGCUUUAAUCCCAAAUUAUUUACCCAAACACCCACUUAGAUAUUGUCGCUCUUUAUCCACAUUUUCAAUCACUAUUAUGUCAUCAACCUGUACCAAGAGUGUUAUGACUAUCUAAGGAUGAGUGUUUACUGAACAACAUGUGAUCCCUUUGGUUUGUCUGUAUCCCAUGCCAAUCAUAUCUCUUGCAAAUCAACCGAAUCUUUCUCAAGGUGAUUGUUUAAGUUCAUACAACACUUUUUUCAAUUUACACAUUAUAGGAAUAGCCAAAUUAUUCUCAUAACAUGGAGAGACCUCUAUAUAAGUUUUUCUCGUAAUUCACCAUACAAAAAUGCAUUUAUACCAUCAAUUGUUGCAACUUCUAGUAAUAUAUAACUAAUUAACUGCUAAAGACAACAGAAUUUUAGUAGUAUCAAUCUUUGCAACUGGAGAAAAAUGUCUCUAGGUAAUCGAUCUCAAAAGUUUGAGUAUACCCUUGGCAGCAGACCUAGCCUUGUAUCUUUCUAUAGAUCCUCCACUCAAUACUUCAUUAUAAAAAAUUAUUUACACCACACAUGAUUUUUUUAUGUUGACCACCUUACUAAAUUCUAAGCUUUGUUUUUCUCAAAUGAUGUAGCCUAGUUUCAACCUAGUUCAAGUGAACCAGAGGCCCAAGACACAGAAAAACAAAUUUUGGCCCAAAUUCAGCUCAAGAUGGCCCAAUAAAAGAUAUAGACGCAUCUGAAAUGAGUCCAAAUUUUAGUUCCCGCUUUGAUUUUUCGUUUCCCACCAUUGAUUAUUUCAAGUAACAUAUUUCUCGUUAUCUAUUAAGGGUGUUCCUGUUCCUUAGGGCCAUUCUAAAAAAAUCUUCCCUGUACUUUAAGGGUGUUCUAACAGACCCCCCCCCCCCCCCCCAUCUUUCUAGGUUAGUUAUAAUUAAAUUUCAGCCUAUUUAGAGGCCCCACUUGUAGCCUUUGUGGCAUUCCAAUUUAUUUCAAUCUAUUAUACGAAUUCUUUUCCUCUCUCUACUCGUGGAUUCCAUCAACCUUGUCGAUUCAGGGACCCUUUUUGAUCCUAUGGACUCCAGAUUAAUCUCUUGUGGACUCAAGGGAUAUAUGUGGAUUCAGGGCAAAAAGCUUUCAACAAAAUCGUGUUCCUCGUGGAUUCAAGGUUGUGAUUUUGUUUCAAAAAUAUUAGGCAAAGAUGAACAUGAUCAAAUUGUCAAUUCUUCCAAUUUCUGAUGCAGCAUCAAAUACCUCCAUUUUCACAUUUAUAGUCUGUUUCCAUUUCUUAUUGGACAAAGUCUUAGAUAAGGUAGUAGGGAUGACAAUGGUGUUUAAACUAAUAAAGAUGGCUAUAUGAGAUGGAGAAAAUAGUUAAAGGAUAAGAGUUGUGCAAGAGGAAAUAAAGGUCGGUUUUUGCAUUCUCUAGUCCCUUUCCUAAUAGCAAUGGGAAAAUCCUAUUUAUUAUUGUCAAUAUAAGAUUCAGUUUCAGGUUGCAAUGGAGGAAGAAAUUGUUACCUCAUUCUCAAGAUAAAGGUUGGAUUCUUGGGCCUGCAUAGAUUCAGUAACAAGCAUCUUCUUCCUUGAAAACACUUCCCUUCUUUACCAUAUCUCACAUUUUCAAGGGUAGAGUUAGAAUUUUCUUGAGGGUUUUCUAGAGUUUCAAAUUUAGGAUUUGGCAUGGACUUAUAUACAGGUUCAAAUAGAGGAACAAUGGAAGACAUAGGCAGUGGCAACAAAUAAAAAUUCUUAUCCUUAUCUUUGAUGAAUGAAUUCUACAUCAGAAAAUAAGGUAUGUUGAAGUAUGACCCUUGUUCAUUGAAAGUGUUAUCAACUAAGAUAGAAUUUCUUUGAUGAAGGGUGAUAACACUAAUAUCUUUUCUGAGUUAGAAUAGCCCACAAAGAGACAUUUUUUAACGCCUCAGAUAUAAUUUCUCCCAUAUGUUGACCAUGAGCAAAAACAAAUGAUUCACACCAAAAUAUGAACAAGAUUAUUUGUAGUGUGUAUGUUUGGAUAUAAUUAUUCAAUAUCUAUUGGACUCUUGAACCCUAAACCUCUAGAAGACAAAUAAUUUAUGAGAUAAGUGGCUGUAAGAAUUGCUUCUCCCCAAAAGGAUUUAGGCAUAUUGUUCUACAACAGAGAGGUUCAUGCUCCCUCAAGAAGGUAACCGUUUUUUCUUUUGGAUACUCUAUUUUAUUGUGGUGUAAUGACACAAUGACUCAUGCACUAUCCCUUCUUUAUGAAAGUAUGAAGUUAAGACUGAUUGAAAUUGUUCUUGUCAUUUUCUGACUUAAACCAAUGUAGGAAAAAUAAGGUGAAAUGUUAUUGAGUCCUAGUUAAAAUAUCAAAAGGAUUAGUUCAGCUGUGGACGAGUAAAUUUUAUGUUGUAAUUAUAUCAAGUAGUUCUAUUUUUCUUGUAUUUAUCCAAAUUCUUUUGGGAUACCAGACGGGUGGAUAACCUUGUAUACACCUUUGCUUCUGUAUUAUAACCUAAACCUUGUUCUUUUUUUUUCUGGGGGGGGGGGGAGGGGGUGAUCCUUAUUGUCACCGUUUUUAUAGGAAGUUGAUCUUCACAUACAUAUUUGAGUUGUGAUCUACAUGAAAAUGAAAGUGAUAUGCCAAUAGAGUCACAGGAUUAAGCUUCACAAUACUGAGCAACUGAAUUUGCCUUCAUAGAUCCAUAUAUUUGAGAUCAUUUUAAGUAUUGUCUUUGUAAUUCAAAAAAUCUUCUUUGCUAUUAAAUCAUUAUGGAUUUCUAUAUCCAUCCGUUUGUGCUUCGGAUAGUCCACUUGCCAGUAUCAGCUUAUCUAUGUAUCUUGCUUCUAAUUCACUUGAUUAAUUACUGUUUUCAGGUCAUUGGCAGGUUAUGUGAUACCUUUAAUCCCAGAUCUUUUAUAUUCUGUCUACUUUGGUGCUUUUCUGGUCCAAUUUGUGAUUGAGAAGAUGGGAAUGAUGGGAUCCCUUCCACAUCCUUACGGUUGGUUUUGUAAAACUAUAUUCUUAUUGCUGCCUUCUACAUUUACAUGUUUGUCAUUUUGAUGCUGGAGACACUAUAUAUGUGACUGAUUUUAAUAGAAAUCAGAAAAUGUAUAUUUAAACGACGGUUCACCAAUCAAAAAAGCAUCAUCCUUUUGUAUUCACGGUAGAGUUUGGCUCAUAAUUAGGGUCACUAGCAAGAUACCCCGCUGUCAAAUGAUAGAAAACACAGAAACUUCCUCUAAUUAGGGUGGUUACUUAUGAUGUGCUAACGGUGGCUAAAAUAGGCCACAUGGAGGUAGAGCUGAUGAGAGGGUCAGAAUAGGAUUGAAAACGAUUAUACAUUGAACCUAUGGGUGAAGGCCUAUAGCGAACGAUCUUGGAACAAACAGUUCACCAAUUAGCAUUGUUCUCUGAUGAUAUAGAGACCCCACGCAGCCUAAGGGACGCUAGGGAUCAAACAAAAACAAAAAAACCUUCAGCAUUGAUGCUUUGGGACCCUGAGUUCUCACCGGAGAAGAACUUCCAUUGAACUCUUUGAGAAAGAGCUGAGUAAAAUUUUCGUUCAAAUGACAAUUCUUUUAGUUCAAGUUCAGCCUCCUAUUUAUAUUAGGAAAUAUCAGACCUCCGAAGGGGUGCUCUAGGACCUGGCCUAGAAAUCACAACUCCCAUAACCUUUGGGCUGGAAUUUCGGCCUUGGAUCUUCCUAAAAAGUAGGAAAACGGUUGGGAGAACCUAGGGUCUUACAGUUGACUUUAAAUACUCGCACUAGCAAAAACAGUAAAAGAUAAAUUAGGACAGUGAUCUACGAAAAUCAGCGAGGAAAAAAAAACCUCGUGCAUUGUUCACAAAAUCCGUAGGAUGUGAUUCUCCUUAUCAUAGUGACAUCAGUCCAGCCAUGUGCUUCCUUCGAGUGUAGAUCUCUAUGCCCAGUGAAUGAUUGUAUCUGAUGUCCUCAUCAAAUUGUGUUGUUGUGGAUUUAUUUCUAAAACAUGCUUCAGUCGAUACAUGUCCUCUAGCUGCAAAUCUCAUUUUCUAUCCUACAGAUGCAUAUGCUCCACGUCUGAGGCAGGAUGUUUGUGUUUUUUUUCUCAAUUGAUUUCACCUCAUAAGUAAAUUAUUGUGUUUUGUAGAUUGUAUACUAGCGAUAUGGAUGGAUCCUUCCUUUCAUAGACUACAUAAAAAAAUAGAUUUGACCUUGUGGUUUUUGGGAAACAAUACAUAGGAAGAACGAAAGGACAGCGAAACCGCUUCAAACCAUCCUCAAUCUCUCACAUUCCUUUAAAGAGAAGAAAACCUUACAGAAAAUUUCCCAAGAUAUCCUUAGAACUUCCAAUAGAAGUUACACAACUGUGCAGGUCCAUAAAGGAUUUAGUUUUAUGGUUACGUAAUCAAACAAGUUUUCGAACUUAGUUCAUUUCUCCAUAUGGAUUGCAUAAGUGCUUUCACCUGUUAAGCGUGAUCUUGUGCGAGUGAAAGAUCAAAUUUAGUUUCUCUAAAUGUCUAUCCUCAAAUCCUAUCAUCCAGAUUUACUGACUUGUCUCUUUCACUGUAAUUUCCUAUGGUCAUGAGGUAAAGUGAAUAUGACUGAAAGUUUGCUUUGCAGGAUACUUCAUCCCUGAUAUUAUUGUUGCAGCUGUUGUUGGGCUUGUGACUGGAUUAUGUGUAGGCCCAUUACUACCAGUGGUUGGCCGUUGGAUGGCUAGAUCAUCCGUUGUAAAUUUCUUGCUGCAGGUGACCGUUGUAGCAAUGGCAGUGUCAUCCCAAUUAUUCCCGUAUAGCACUUCUGCGCCAAAAAGAGUUGCGUUUCAUCACACUUUUGUGACAGCAGGUACACCAAGAUGCAUUGAUAUCUGCAUUCCAUGGCAUAAUUCUUCUUUGCAUGCGAAUGGAUAGAGCAAACCAAGGGUUCAAGUCUGAAAAUGGAGAUUUCUUCUUUCAUUUUGCAUCUCUUGAACUCUACUGGAGUAAAUCAUAAAUAUCGUAGAACCAUCUGUCUUCAAAUUACUGAAAAGUAUAACAAAGGGUUGUCUGUGGGUUUUAUUUUUUUCUUAUUUCAUUCUCCACGGAAAGGGAGGGCUGAGGUCAGAGUAAAUUCAUGGGUUCGCACACAUAAUCUGGAUCUUGCUCUGAGAUUGCAAUCUACAGUUUCUGACGGCUGACCUUGGGAUGGAAAUGCAUGACCUGAGAUGAAAGAAGGCCGAAGCCCUAAUUUUCAUCACUCUAAUUCUUACAUGCUGGUUGGUAAUCUCCUGUUAUGAAACAGGAGAGGGUAAACCGGACUGGUUCAAUUUGAACCGGUUCAGUCUAUUGUUUUGUUACAAGGUACAAUGGACAGGGAAAUAAAGGACGAAACAGUAAAUGAAAAAAUACUUCUAACACUCCCCCUCAAGCUGGUGAAUGGAUGCUGUCCAUUCCCAUCUUGGACACAAGAUGAUAGAAUAUGUUUCCGUGUAGUCCCUUCAUGAAUAUAUCUGCGAUUUGGUCAGUUGUAGGCACAUAUAGAGUACAUAUCUGUCCACUAUCUAUCUUCUUCUUUAUGAAGUGGCGAUCAAUCUCUAUGUGUUUAGUUCUGUCAUGCUGAACAGGGUUGUGAGUAAUAUUGAUCACUGAUUUAUUAUCACAAUAAAGCUUCAUUGGACCAUCUAUAUUGAUCUUCAAAUCCUUCCAUAUGAUAUUGACCUAUAGAAUCUCACAAAUGCCUUGUGCCAUAGUAUGAAAUUCAGCUUCUGCACCUGAUCUAGCUACAACAUUUUGUUUCUUACUUCUCCAAGUAAUAAGAUUGCCUCCAAGAAAUGUACAAUAUCCUGAUGUUGAUCAUCAAUCUACAAUUGAUCCAGCAUAAUCUGCAUCUAUGUACACUUUAAGUAUUAGAUAGUCAUGUUUUUUGAACAGAAUGUCUUUUCUUGAUGUUCCUUUUAGAAAGUGUAGAACAUGAUAUGCUGCUUGUAAAUGAAUUUGUUUCGUAUUGUGCAUGAACUGACUAAUGACGCUGACUGCAUAUCUAUGUCUGGCUGUGUAUGUGAUAAAUAAAUCAGUUUACCUACUAGUUGUUGAUACAUCCCUUUAUCCACAGCAAUGUCUUUCUCUGCUGUACUUAACUUGAGAUUAGGAUCAAUUGGAGAAUUAACUAGUUUGCAGGCUGUUUUUUCAGUUUCUUGAAGCAAAAUAUUUUUAUUGAGAUAGAAAAAUAGAAUUCUUAAAAUAGGCAUCUUCAGUACCUAGGAAGUAUUUAAUCUUCCUAAAGUUUUCAUCUCGAAUUCUUGAGAUAAACGUUGACUUAGAAAAAAAAAUUCUGCAUCAUCAUUUUCAGUCACAAUAACAUCGUCCACAUAUACUACUAGAAUUGUAACUCCUCCUGAAUAGGAAAGUUUGACAAAUAAAGUGUGAUCACCUUGACUUUAUUUGUAUCCCAUCUUGAGCAUAACCUUCAUAAAUUUACUAAACCAAGCUUGAGGAGAUUAUUUUAGACCAUACAAUGCUUUCUUCAACCUGCACACAAUAUUAGCAUCUAAAUUUCUCUCAUCUCCAUGCGGUACUUCCAUAUAUAUUUCUUCCUCUAAUUCACCAUGUAAAAUACAUUCUUAACAUCAAAUUGCUGAAGAUCUUAAUCAGAGUUAAUUGCCAAUGACAAAAGUACUCAAAUUGUAUUCAUUUUGCUACUAGUGCAAAAGUUUCAAGAUAAUCAACUCCAUAAGUUUGUGUGUAUCCUUUUGCAACCAGCUUGGCUUUGUAUCUUUCUAUGGAUCCACCUGAACGAUAUUUAAUUGUAUACACCCAUUUGUAGCCAACAGUUUUUUUCCCAAAUAUCAUUUUUUUAAAAGCUUCCAUCUCCUUAUUCAUAGCUUGUCUCCACUUCUCAUGAGUUAAAGCCUCAAAAACAGUCUUUGGGAUUGAGGUAGAAUUUAGAUUAGACACAAAGGCCUUGUGUGAAGGUGAUAAUCUAUUAUAUGACAAAAAAAAUGCUAUAGGAUAUGGUUUUUUAAUACAUUCUCUUACCCCUUUUCAAAGGGCAAUAGGUAAGUCUUCAUCAAUAGGUAAGGUGCUGGUCUGGGAUGUCUCAUUUGAUUCAUCUUAGGAGGAUUCUUGAACAUGCACAGAUUCUGGAGUAUUCUCUUUUUUUCUGAAAUACUUGGCCAAAGCUUCCUCUUUCGAAGUAUACAUUAGGAGUAGAUUCAAGAAUAGGUGGUUCAAUGGGAGCCAUAGUGAGGUCUGAUAAUGAAUUGGCAGUAGGAAGUAAAAAAAAUAAUUCUGAAUCCUCUAACAUUUGAAUCUUAUCAUGAUGAUUUGAUGUGUUAUAGUAUGCUUCCUUCUCAUUGAAGGUAACAUCCCUUGAAAUGAAAAAUUUCUUUGUUGGAGGAUAUAGCAAUGAUAUUCUUUCUGUGUUUGGGAAUAUCCUACAAAAAAUAUAUUUUACAUUGUUUUGAAUUCCCUCACCCCAAAAAUAUUUUGGUACCUUGUUUGAAUAAUGAGAGCUCUAGUCAUCCCUAACAGAUGACCAUUUUUCCGUUCAGCCACCCCAUUUUGUUGGGGUGUACAGACACAUGAUGAUUCGUGUACUAUACCUUCUUUUUGGAAGUAAGAAGUUAAAGUAUGAUUGAAGUAAUCUUUAGUGUUAUCAGAUCUAAACCUCUGAAUUGUUGUCUCAAACUGAGUUUUUAUUAAAGAACAAAAUCAUAUGAGUGUCAUACUUAUGUCAAAUUUAUUUUUAAGCAAAUAAAUCCACAUCAUCCUUGUAGAGUCAUCAAUAAAAAUGAUAAACCACCUAGCUCCACGUGAGCUAGGUGUUGGUGCAGGCCCCCAUACAUCGCUAUGAAUACGGAAAAAAGGUAUUGAACACUUAUUAUUAUUUACAGGAAAGGGUAUUUUUCGAUGUUUGACAAAUUCACAUACUUCACACUUGAAUUCAGAGGUGUUCAAGUUGUGAAACAAAGAAAGACACAAACUCUUGAGAAUCAAAAAAGAGGGAUGUCCUAAUCUUUGAUGUUGAAGUCAAUUUUUUUUCACUGUUUGGCAGGUCAGGGUUCUUGGGAAUGUUGUUUUGAUCUACUGCAAUGUUUGAUUAGCUUGGAAGCUCCAAAUAAUAGAGUCCACUCCAUUUUCUAGCAUGUCCAAUCGUCCUCCCAGACAUCUUGUCAAAAAACAAACAACUAUUAAGAUCAAACAUAACAUUACCUAGGUCAACAUAAGAACAUGAAGUACAUUUUUCAAGGUAAUAUAAGGUGAUAGGCAAAUGUUUCUUAUCCCAGCAACCGUGACUGAGGAGCCAAAAGCUGUGGUAAUUUUUCUAUUGCUUGGACAAGGAGCAUAUGAGUUAAAUAGAUGGGAGACAUAAGUCAUAUGUUUUGUGGCCCCCUGAAUCAAUGAUCCAAGGGGAAGAUUUACUAUUUGUUGAGGCACUCAACCCAAAAAAAGUUGAAGGCUUACUUGAAUAGUUAGAUGAACACGAAACUUGUAAUACUUGAGCUUGUGGAACUUCUUCUAUGACAGCUGAGAUUUUCACUCUUUUGUUGUCCCUUCUUUUGUACCCAUUCAUGACUUUGAUGCUUUCCAUGUAAUUUAUAACACUUGUCAAUUGUGUGCCUUGCUUUCUUGCAAUAUGUACAUCAUAACUUGUCUCUAAAAUCAUUGCUAGAAGUCCUCUCUUGUCCUAAAGGUUUACCCUUUGUUUUGAUACUGUUAUUGUCAUAAUUUUUUUCAUUUCAAGCCAUAAAUGUUAAAUUUUGCCACAUUUUGAGAACCAAGCAUUAGGUUCCGACGACUUUCUUCUCCUCUCACUAGGGAGAUUACUUCAUUGAGAGGAGGUAAUUUCUCUCUUCCUAGGAUCUGAAUUCUGACUUGAUCAUACUCAGAAUUCAGUCUCACAAGAUAUUCGUAGGUUCUAUCCCUUUCUGUUUCCUCUCUAUACAAAGCUGCAUCAAAUGGAUCUCUCAUAUCAGCAAUUUUAUAUUGAUGAAAUUUUUGCCAUAAUGUUCUUACUUCAUGAGUGUAUUCUGUCACUAGUUUUUCGAUUUGCCUCAUAGUCAUCAUCUUUAACUUUAAUUCAAAAAGUUGUGCAGCAUCUCUUGCUCUUGAAUACGUCUGAUAUAAAUUUUUCCAAAUUACUCUAGCUGCGGGAAGACAAACAUGUUCUACGGAUCUCAGGAAUCAUGGUUGUCCACAUCCAAGCCAUGAUUCUUGAGUCUUUUUGAUCCCAUGCUUCAACUCCCGGAUCUCUAGCCUUCAAGCUUGGGUUAGUUAAAUGAUUUGUCAUUCCCGAUUCUUUAAGAACAACUCAAACUUGCUGAGACCAUCCAAAGUAAUUCCUACCAUCUAGAUGAUCUGUUUGUGGUAUAACUGGCAAAUCUCCAUAGAUCGGACUAGGUUCCACACUCACAUAUCGGUAUUGUUCUUGUUCUGCCAUAGAAGUCGCUUCAGACAUUCUUGAGAAUUUAAGAAUUAGGUAUGUUUGUUUUAGAAAUGAGUUAAUCUACAGAUCAAGACACGAGCCUACAGUUCGUGUUCUGUAGAUCAAUAGCGUUAGAUUCUCACCUAGAUAGUGCAGAAUCAGUGAACAACUAGUGACUUGUUUUAACAAUUCACAAAGAAAUAUGUUCACUCUCGAAAAUGAAAAAACAGUUGUUCAAGAAGAACUCAGAAGAUCAAAGGAGUCUGGAAUGAUCACACCUGUGCUCUGAUACCAUGUUAGAAAUCGUGCUGAACUUUGAUCAUCUCCGAACACCUCCCUUCCUUCUUGUCUGUGCUAGCAGUGAACACGAGAGAGAGAGAGACAAAAAGAAGAAGGCAGAAGCCCUAAUUUUCAUCACUCUAAUGUAAAUACUGACCAGCUGUUAUGAAACAGGAGAGGGUAAACCCGGACCGGUUCAAUUUGAACCGAUUCAGUCUACUGUUUUCUUACAAGGUACGAUGGACAGGGAAAUAAAGGACGAAACAGUCAAUGAAAAAUUAUUUCUAACAGCAGUCUUAGAGGUUUCGUUGAAGGGUAUAUCUCUCAGAUGGUGGAUUCAUCUUCCUCUGAAAGUGGAGAUUGCUGACGAUAUGUAUUUGCUAGCUCUAUUUACCACAACUCAGCUAGUAACGGGUCAUGAGUUGUCAAUAUAUUUUCUACCAUGGAAAUAUUCUCCUGAUGGCCUGAAGGGAUAAAAAAGUUGGUCGCCUUGUGUCUUUACAGAAUUAGAAGAAUAAUAGUGAAAUAAGAACAUGACAACAUGAUUCAGCUACUAAUUGUGGAGCCAUUAGCUCUGUAAAUGUCAUCCAUCGAGAAUCAUUAGUGGUUAAUAAGUGUAGUUGAUGGUUUGUUAAGAAUUUUUGGUGGUGGAAGAAGGAUGGAGGAGAGAAGCAUUUUCAAGGUUUGAUUUCGAUUCCUUACGUAAGAUUGUGCAACCACUGAUUCCCUCUUCUAAUGUUAAGUCGGUGGAGAUGUACCAUCUCAUCUGUCCAGAAGAUCUAUUUAGAAGACAAUUCCACCUUAUGGAUAUUAUUUCAUAUCCAUGUUACCAAAAGUAAAUGGCUAUAACCUGGUUCCUGGCACCAAGUUCUUCAACAGAGUGAUUGAUUCUCUCCACUUAAACGUUUGGAUAGUUUUGCUACAAUCUCUCUCAUCAUAUUGCUCAAGCAAAGUAAUUGUAUGACUUCUAUGUCCAGAUUGGUUAUUAACUCCUUAUUUUAGUACUUUCUUCUCUGUCAUUGUGAUAUAGCUCACUAGUCCUUAUGAUCCUUUGAUGCCCUGUUUAUAUGCUGUCAUUUUGCUUUGAUGUUGUCACUGAUACUCUUAACAUUUUUGUCAUCGACCUUCACAGAUUCUGGAAAACUUUUGGAGUCCAGCUAUGAGUUCUCAGUUCUAGAUGCCAACUCAUUGGGGUUUCUUUUCAAGUAUUCACCAGAAGCAGCAAAACUACUGGAAGUAGUGCCAGAAUCGUCCAUUCAACACUCUGAUCCCAGUUCUUGGGUGGUACGCGUCUCCUUCACACACUGAACAUCCAAUCAUCAGUUUAUUUUACCUGCUUUUGUGGCAAAAGGGGAGUGAUGUGAUUAGCUUUCCACUUUGAUUCAUUCUUAAUUAGGAAAGCCAAAUUAGGAACUGAACUAGGAAUUAGUUUGAUUCAUUCAAACUAGGAUCACAGAAAAAUUAUCCUAAACUAGGAAUUUGGAGGUUAUUGAAUGAAUAUCCUAAACUAGGAACUAGGAAAGCCGCUGUAAGGCCGGUUUGACCUAUUUUGAUUUUUUAUCACUUUUUCCGGUAUCUUUUGGGGCUCCAGAAAUUAGGUUUAGAUUGAACGGCCCUUGUCAACACAAGAUUUGAAAGGUAAGCCAUCAGAUUAGUAAAAAACCAUCCUUGACACUCAUAUCUUGACUAGGUGGGAAAGUAGGGAAGCACCCAUAAGCAAAGAAACAUCAAGAAGAAAGUUAGUAGCGGUUUGAUUGGAUGCCCCCUAAAAGGAAUGAUAGCCUAGAUAAGGAUAUCAGGAUCAUCUCUGGCUCUCUUCUCCCAAUUGGGUCCCUUAGUAGCGGUUUGAUAACUGAUUAGAACUCACAUAGCCUCAGCUAUCCCAAACUACAUAACCUAGAGCCAGGCCUUCUUUCUGCGGCAACUGUGGCAAGUGGCCCUUGACUGCUGCUCUGGGUUGCAGAGGGCAGGGGAAGGAGACGAGGCAAGUUAUCUUGACUUUGAUUCUUCUUACCGCUGCUAUGGGCUCCACGUUGACUUUCUUGUCAACAUUGCCUUUUCUUAUUUUCUAUUAGAAAUCCCUCAUAACUGAGGUCGGCUCUGACCUAAUAUUUUUCCUAUUUUUGUAAAUUGCCUCCCCCUCUUUCAGGCUUUGUUCCCAAUAUCCUUUUUGUUUUCGGGGAGCUUGAAGUUUCCUGCGCAAGGGGAUGGUAUUCUCCAUCAAUAUGAGUAUCUGCCCAGGUUGAGUCACCUGUCAAGCACAGAAGCCACCACGGGGGCUCGGAAAAUCCACCUAGAAGUUGAACUGGGGUGAGCUGAGCUCUCCCAUCUGAUCGGAGCUGUAUCAUCUUAAUCAUCCCAUUUAGGGGAAAAAAUAUAUUUCCUUUUGAAAAGAAUGAUCUUUAUACUAUUUUUCGUCUGUCUCAGUUCAGUGUCUGAAAUCUGGGCAGUGGUCCUCAACAUUACUGGCCCCCUGGGUAACUGGUCCUUUGCUGACAAUGUAAUCCCGGGUAUGAAUCUCUCUCUCUCUCUCUCUCUCUCUCUCUCUCUCUCUCUCUCUCUCUCUCUCUAUCUAUAUAUAUAUAUACUGAAUCAGAAGAUUGUGCUGUGGGGAUUUAUUGCAGUGCCCGAGAGAAUAAAUGGCGGCCCGCCAUCAUAUAUUUGCAGGCUGAGUGGAAAGAGCCAUGAGAACUGGGCCUUCUGGUUGGAGGUAUAUCCCCUCAUUCCUUGCGUCUUCUUUUCCUUGUCUGGAGAUUUUCUCAGGCUUGAUUAGGACCCAACUCGGACGUAACAGGCCAGCAGCUCUGAGGCGUUGAGGGUUGACCUAGCGGUGCUCGACCAGUACCUUCUAGAUGGCCCAAAAAGAUUGAAGGGCCUUUUCCCCAACUGGGUUGAUGUGAUCGCCUCUUCGGCCUUUCUUUCAAGCUACUACUUUUGA